Molecule: messenger RNA, 861 nt
Organism: Candidula unifasciata
Lineage: Eukaryota; Metazoa; Mollusca; Gastropoda; Stylommatophora; Geomitridae
Source: the annotation of a GenBank genome assembly
AUGGAACAGCUGAGAUCCGCGUGGACCAACUACCCGUACUGUGUGACCGGAGUGCUGACAGUACCCGUAGCCUAUGUACUCUUCAGGAAAUACUGUGGGUCUCAAAAACAGCCUAGGAUUGAGUGUCAACCAAACACCGUCCUUUUGCACCAAAUGACUCGAGGACCUUAUGCGCCAUCCUUGUCGAACUUCUCUGUGAAGCUGGAAACGUAUCUACGAAUGGCAGGGAUUCCAUACAUUAAUGACUUGAGUGGACAGUUCUCCCCCAAAGGAAAGACACCUUUCAUCACCUACAACGGCGAGGAUGUGUCUGAUACCCACUUCAUUAUUGAGUACUUGAACAAGAAACUGAACAUUAACCUGAACAAAGAUUUGAACCAGGAGCAGCUAGCGUUUGCUAAAGCCUUCCAGGUUCUGGCGGAUGAGUAUCUCUACUGGAUCUUAGUAUACUCUAGGUGGGUCUAUGACAAGAACCUCACAAUUAUAAAGAUGGGUCUUCCCGGAUCGCCGUGUCUUAUAUGGAAGCUGAAAAAGACUAUGGUUAGAAGAGUCAUUGGACAAGGAAUGGGAGUUCAUUCAGCAGAGGAAAUCAAACGCAUAUUCCUGGCUGAUCUACAGGCUCUGAGUGACUUCUUAGGAAACAAACAAUUUUUAAUGGGCUCCACGCCUUGUGAAGUUGAUUGUUCUGUCUUCGGAUUGCUUUCUCAGUUUAUCUGGCAAGCAGUCGAUGAUUUGUGCGGAAAUGUCAUUCAAGAGAAGUUUCCCGCCCUGAACGAAUACUGCCUUCGGAUGAGAGAGCGCUUCUGGCCUGACUGGGACGACUGUAUCACCCACGGCGGAACCCGACCUGCCAUCAAGUAG